CUCCUACUGCGCCUGCGCCUGGGGUGGAGUGCCGACGGCGCGCCUGCGCGAAAACGGCAGUGACUUAAGGCGCGUGCGCGGACGAGCCAGCACGGAAGUCAGAGCAGGCUCAGGCACGGACCAGACUUGACGUGAGGCUCAGGACUUCUAGGGGGGCGUUCAGGAGGCUGUCAGCUUCCUGAAGCCGUCCCUAGCCCGAGCCCGGCGUUCCUAAGCCUGUGCCCGCGGGGCGGCUCCGAGCCACUUUCGGUUAGGCGUUCGAGGCGAGCCCGCGAGCACCUGACAGCCGGGCCCGGAGGUCUCGCGAGACCCGUGCGCUGCGCGAGCACGACCGGCGUCUUUGGAGUAGCCUGGGCGGGAGUAGCGCGAUGGACGAGGAUCUGGUGGUUGCGCUGCGGCUGCAGGAGGAGUGGGACGUGCGCGCGGCGGCGCGGGAGCCCGUGUCGUUGGUGGAUUCGUCCUGGGAGCUGGUGGACCCCACCCCGGACCUGCAGACGCUCUUCUUGCAGUUUAACGACCGCUUCUUUUGGGGUCAGCUGGAGGCGGUGGAAGUGAAGUGGAGUGUGCGCAUGACACUGUGUGCUGGGAUUUGCACCUAUGAAGGAAGAGGAGGAAUGUGCUCCAUCCGUCUCAGUGAGCCCCUUCUAAAACUGAGACCAAGAAAGGACCUUGUAGAGACUCUUUUGCAUGAAAUGAUACAUGCCUACUUAUUUGUCACUAAUAAUGAUAAAGACCGGGAAGGACAUGGCCCAGAGUUCUGUAAACAUAUGCAUCGAAUCAACCAACUGACAGGAGCCAACAUAACGGUCUACCACACUUUCCAUGAUGAGGUGGAUGAGUACCGUCGGCACUGGUGGCGCUGCAAUGGGCCCUGCCAACACAAACAGCCCUACUAUGGCUACGUGAAGCGAGCAACCAACAGGGCACCGUCUGCCCAUGACUACUGGUGGGCUGACCACCAGAAAACUUGUGGAGGCACCUACAUAAAAAUCAAGGAGCCAGAGAACUAUUCAAAGAAAGGCAGAGGAAAGACAAAACCAGGCAAGCAGCCAGCCUCAGCAGUGGAGAAUAAAGACCAGCUGUCCAGAGGGGAGACCCAGCCACUCAUCCCAUUCAGUGGAAAAGGGUAUGUUCUUGGAGAUACAAGCACUUGUUCUUCACCUGGGAAGUUGAACACCUCAUACAUGGUUAAUGAAGCCAAAGGUCUCUCAAGUCAAGAUCAUUCAGCAAGUGCCUUGAGACUGAAUUCCAACAUUGAGGUGAAAUAUGAACAGAAUGGUUUCCCAAGUAAAAAAACUCAUCUGGUCUCCUCUGUUCCCACUGCUAGUCACCAGAGUGUCCUGAGCAGCUAUUUCCCCAGAGUCUCUGUUGCCAACCAAAAGGCUUUCAGAAAUGUGAAUGGAUCCCCAGUAAAGAGUGGGACCAUUGAGGAUGGCACUAAGCAUUCAGCCUCAUCCAGUUCUCAGAGAAAGGUUCCACCUUCCAGGGCGUCCCUGAGAAAUGCCUCUAAAGUCAUUGCAUCUGCGACUGUGACAUCCUCAUCCAUAUCCCAAGAGGAGAGUGGGUCUGAAGACCAGUUCCCAAACAAGCGACCCAGGUUGGAGGACAGGAUUGCUUUGGAUAAUAUCGUCAAGGAGCAAACACAGAGUGGUGGUGGUGAUCUUCAGAAUAGCUCACAGCCCACAGCCACCAGCACAGUUCAGAAUUCAAGCAGCUCAAGCAGUCAGCGACGGCUGGUCAACUGUCCAGUUUGUCAGAGUGUAGUUUUAGAGUCACACAUCAAUGAGCACUUGGACCGCUGCCUGGAAGGUAACAAAACCAAUCUCCGACCUCGAAGAGUCUGAAAUGGAGUGGGUCCCACACCACCUGUUGGCUUAUGGUGGUGUUGCCCUCCAGGGAAGGACCUGUGGGGUUACAGCCAGGCUUAUUACACCAACAGUGUUCUGUUUUACAUACACAUAGUGAGCAGUUGUAGUCUGUAUCUCCAUUCAGGUGUGGUGCUCUGACCCUCUAGUCCCAGGUACUCAGGAAGCUGAGGCAGAUCAUCCGCUUGAGCCCAUGACCCUGGGUAAUGUAGGGAGUUACUGUCAUCCUGUGUCAAGGUGCUGUGUUCACCCAUGCCUUACCAGGACUUUGGCUCAGUUUUUUCUAUAGAAAUGUAUGGUUUUAGGUACUUUUGUUUUCUCUUGUUCUUGAAUGUUUUAGAAUAUUUUUAUUUGUAUAGUCUUAAGAUAGUCUUACCAGGAGUCCUGACAGUCAAAUACUUUUAAUAUUAAGGUCCAUUCUUUGAGUUAAUGUUAAUUUUGACAUCAGAUUCUUUGUCCAGACAGUAUGAAACAUAGUAGUUGUUCUAAAAGUACUCAGAGGUCUUCUUUUUCGUUUUUUUGUUUUGUUUCUUUCAGAAUCGUAGCAGUUAAUAAACUUUCUGCAUUUUAAAAGAAUUUACUGUCUACAUAAAGGUGGUAGCGAUUUUUAAAGACUUUAUAUUUUCAGUAAUUUAUAUUUUAAAUA
Onychomys torridus (southern grasshopper mouse) is the source of this 2511-nucleotide messenger RNA. RefSeq names its product SprT-like N-terminal domain (gene Sprtn). The coding region runs from base 369 to 1844 and encodes 491 amino acids. Gene Ontology annotation, cellular component: nucleus. Gene Ontology annotation, molecular function: single-stranded DNA binding; polyubiquitin modification-dependent protein binding; metalloendopeptidase activity. The record is from RefSeq and is a predicted model, not a curated record. Gene Ontology annotation, biological process: DNA repair. NCBI's taxonomy places the organism in Eukaryota, Metazoa, Chordata, Mammalia, Rodentia, Cricetidae. The transcript has 5 exons.